CGACGACGAGAUUGGCCGCGAGGUAGAUGGCAUGGGGGGGAACAAGGGCGAGGAGUACAAGGGCAACGUGUCGUGGGCUGAGGUGUUCGCGUACCGGAGGCCCGUGAUGAUCGGAGUAUUGCUGAUGCUGAUUCAGGCGUUCACGGGAAUCAACACGGUCGUCUUCUACUCGACGACCAUCUUCGAGCUGGCAGGCGUCGACAACACGGUUUUGGCGACCGUUUCCGUGGGACUGACCCUCGUCGUGAUGACCUCCGUGUCCGGGAGCCUGGUCGACAAGGCCGGGCGGAGAAGCCUCAUGCUGAUAGGCACGCUCGUCAUGGCCCUCGCCCUGGCCAUCCUGAGCGGCUCGCUGCUUUGGCUCAACGCAACGCCUCGGGCGCAGGGAUGUCUGGCGGUGGCUGCGACUCUCCUCUUUAUCUCGGGUUUCUCCCUCGGCCAGGGAUCCGUCUGCUGGAUCCUGCUCACGGAGAUCGUCCCGUCCAGGAUCCGCGCACAGGCGUUCUCCAUCUUCACGGCCAUCAACUGGCUAUCGAACCUCUUCAUCGGCCUCUUCACCCUCUCGGCGAUAGACGCCAUGGGAGAGUGGUUGCUCCCGUCGUCGGGAGGCGGGUCGUCGUCGCCGUCCGCGAGGGACCAGCAGAAGGUCGGCGUCGCCGGGCUGUACGCCCUCUUCUGCGUCCUGAGCGUGCUGGCGGUGGCAUUUAUCUACUUCUUCGUGCGCGAGACGAUGGGGAAGUCUCUCGAAGAGCUCGAGGAAGGAGGAGGCGGUGGUGGGUUGGCAGGCGGGGGGAGCGCGGACCGGCUUGCGUUUGACAUCGGGGGAGCACGCGAAGGGCUUGGCGAUGACAGCGAUUCCACGAACGCCCUGUUGCAGCUGUCCGAGCACGGUGAUGCCGAUGAUGAGGACGGAGAGGGUGCAUGCCGAGUAUUGAUAUAGUGUAGUGCUUGCGCGGGAAUGUGCAACGUGCUUUAUCUCAUGAUUGCGGUAUUUUUUGUUUUUUUACCCGUGCCGUGGGUGAUAGAUCGAUCAAUGAACAAUAGUUAGUGGUGUGCGUUUUAGGGAUUGUGCCGGUGACGGGGGUCGUUGUAGGAGGCGACGACAACUCUGGACCGCUCUUGUCCGGAAGGAGGAGAAGUACAGCGUACCCGGAGAUAACCUACAAGAAGUCGGUUGUUUACCCAGGACCUUGGGAAGAACGCUUGCCGAAGAACAUUC
This is a messenger RNA of Ectocarpus sp. CCAP 1310/34, 1219 nucleotides long. The record is from the annotation of a GenBank genome assembly. Lineage: Eukaryota; Phaeophyceae; Ectocarpales; Ectocarpaceae.